AUGUUGACAAGGCAAUACAAAACUAACUCGAAACGCAAGCGAGCUCCUGAAGAAAUACUGGUCAGUAGAAAUGUAAAACAUUCUACUACUGGUAAUGCUUCCACCUCAGAAAGAAAUUUGUCAAAAAACGUCACUACUAAAAAGGUUUUAACGAAAGCUUCAAUUCCAAGAAGACCUUUAUAUUCAAACAAGGUGGUAACUAUUAAUAAUAGUACUGUUAAAACGCUUCCUAUCUCUUCGAAGCCCGUGCUUCGAUCAAACAAAUCGAUUGUUAGCCAUAAAAAUGCUACAACAUCAUAUCCUGGUACAAGGCCGGUUCCAUAUGAGUUGGGAGGAAACUUUACCGGCAAGGUAUCUUCUGCCAAUUUAAAUAAAGCUGAAUUAGCCAGAUUCCGUUCAGAAAUUGCACAGCACAAAAAGCAAUUGGCCGAAAUUCAGCGGGAAGCUGCUGAAUCUGAAGAAUACAACAAAGCAAUAGAAGCUGAGUUCCCGGGGUUGCAUGAUGAAUUAACAAAAGUAAAGCUUGAUUGCGACAUAAUGUUGGCAGAUAUUGAACAAUCAAAGGUGCUUGACAAACAACUCAACGUGAUGAAUGAAGAAAACAAUAGGCUCCACGAAAAUGUACAAAAGCUCAAUCAAGACUUAAGAUACAAGAAUGAAAAAAUCGCAGAGCAAAAAUCAUUGCAAGAGUCUCGUCUUAGGCAAAUUCAAGAAAGUUACAAUGGCUUGAAUUCAGAAGAAAAUACCCGAAAGGAGUUGCAUAAUCAACUUCUAGACCUUAAGGGUAACAUUCGGGUAAUGUGUCGUGUCCGUCCAUGUACUGAUGGAGAGAACGACGUUGUACUGGCUAAAUUAAAAUGUUCUGAUGAUAAGCGCUCUAUUGAAAUUUCCACCGAGAGAAUGUCUUUGUGGCGUACGAAAGUUGACACAUCGACAUUUAAGUUCGAUUGUGUUUUCGAUCAAAAAGCAGACCAAGAUCAAGUAUUCUCCGAAAUUUCUCCACUUGUACAAUCAGCUAUCGAUGGGUAUAAUGUUUGUAUAUUUGCCUACGGGCAAACCGGAUCCGGAAAAACCUAUACAAUGGAAGGUGACGUGAACAAUCCAGAAAAGAAAGGAAUGAUCCCUCGGGCCAUUGAUGUAAUUUUUGAUAAAAUUAAAGAAUUAGAAAAACUCGGAUGGAAAUUCGAAGCGUACGUUCAAUAUGUUGAAAUUUAUAAUGAGACAAUUCAGGACCUACUUGGUGAUGAGAACAAGACAAACAAUGAGCGCAAGAAGUUACACAAGAAAACAUACAAGGAGAGCAAAGAUUUAUAUAAGAUAAUGUACAACGAAAGUACUCGCAUGACAAUUGUAGAGAAUGCUGAAAGACGUAAGGUCAGCCGAAAGGAAGAUAUGGAAAGCUUGUUACGCAAAGCUUCAAAUCGUCGAUCCAAGGCCUCAACUAAUUCUAAUUUGGUUUCAUCAAGAAGUCAUGGCGUAUUUAUAUUUCAUUUAGAAGGAGAAUAUCCAAUUGGAAAUGCUAGCAGUCGAGGUUCUUUAAGCCUCAUUGAUUUGGCAGGAUCCGAAAACAUUGAUAAAUCAGGCUCGACUGGCAAUCAGUUAAAAGAGACACAAAAUAUCAAUAAAUCCUUGAGUGACCUUAAGACAGUGAUUCAACAGAUUAAGGAUAAAGCGAGUUACGUAAACUAUCGUGACUCGAUGUUGACAAACUUGUUAAAAUAUUCACUCGGUGGUACUGCAAAAGUAUGUAUGCUAGUCAACGUGUCGCCAUUUGCUGAUUCAGUCAAUGAAACCAAAAAUAGUUUAACCUUUGGGCAAACAGCAAGAAAAACACAUGUAGGAACGGCUUCGAGAAGCGGUCGUUUCUAA
Funneliformis mosseae is the source of this 1869-nucleotide messenger RNA. The record is from the annotation of a GenBank genome assembly. NCBI's taxonomy places the organism in Eukaryota, Fungi, Glomeromycota, Glomeromycetes, Glomerales, Glomeraceae.